CCUGCUUCCUCAGGAGGCCGACGUCCCGCUGGCACUCCUCCUCCUCCCAGUGGGCGCGCAGGUAGUCCCUCAGGUUGUCUCUGACGUAGGGGAACAAGGUCUCCUGCACGAAGGCGAUGGGGGUGGUGGUGCCCUCCACGUCCAGCAGGAUGGCGCGCACCCCGGCCGGCACCGGCAGCACGCCCAUGGCGGCGGGAGGCGGCGGGCAGGGAGGGGGGGGGGGUGGAGCGCGGGUGUGCGAUGCGGGCGGGCGCCGCCGGGGGGCGCUGUGCGGCGGCGCGCGGCGGGCGGCGCUGAUUGGCUGCCGCCGCGGCUAUAUAAGGGCGGGGCGGGCGGCGCCCGGCUCUCUUCCGCCGCCAUUUUCUGCGCCGAGCGGGUCUCCGCCGAGCCUCCCCCUCGCAGCAGCCCCCGCCAUGGAGGACGCCACCGAGAUGAGCGGCGGCCCGGAGGAGUUCGCCGAGGGCUCCAAGAUCAACGCCAGCAAGAACCAGCAGGACGACGGGAAGAUGUUCAUCGGCGGCCUGAGCUGGGACACCAGCAAGAAGGACCUGACCGAGUACCUGUCCCGCUUCGGCGAGGUCGUGGACUGCACCAUCAAGACGGACCCGGUGACCGGGCGCUCCCGCGGCUUCGGGUUCGUGCUCUUCAAGGACGCGGCCAGCGUGGAGAAGGUCCUGGAACUGAAGGAGCACAAACUGGACGGGAAGCUAAUAGACCCCAAGAGAGCAAAAGCCCUCAAGGGGAAGGAGCCACCGAAAAAGGUGUUUGUUGGUGGGCUGAGCCCGGAUACGUCGGAAGAACAGAUAAAGGAGUACUUCGGUGCUUUUGGCGAGAUUGAAAACAUUGAGCUUCCCAUGGACACCAAGACGAACGAAAGGAGGGGUUUCUGCUUUAUUACAUACACAGAUGAAGAGCCCGUCAAGAAGCUGCUAGAAAGCAGAUACCAUCAAAUUGGUUCAGGCAAGUGUGAGAUCAAAGUAGCACAGCCCAAAGAGGUGUACAGGCAACAGCAGCAGCAACAGAAAGGAGGAAAAAGCAAUGCUUCUGGUGGACGAGGUGGUGGAAGGGGGCGUGGACGGGGUCAGGGACAAAACUGGAAUCAAGGAUUUAAUAACUAUUAUGAUCAAGGAUAUGGAAACUACAAUAGUGCUUACAGUGAUCAAAGCUACAGUGGCUAUGGAGGAUAUGACUACUCUGGGUACAACUAUCCCAAUUAUGGAUAUGGGCCGGGAUACACAGAUUACAGUGGUCAACAAAGCACGUAUGGAAAAGCAUCCCGUGGUGGCGGCAAUCACCAAAACAACUACCAGCCAUACUAAAGCAGUACCUAGUCCUUGAGGAAACAGCGGGAACUUCAUUGCAGGCCGUGUGUCACCCUGACCACGUCUAUCUCUGGGGUCGCACGUUGCAGGCAGAGCGCAAGGCAUACACCAGAAAACGCUGUCCUGUGGUAUGGUCUCUUCCAACUUCAUGUACCAGCGUAAAGAUUAAAGUGGAAAACUUCAGACUUUGGCUUCUUUUUUAAUCUUUUUGGAGAUUUAAGUGUCUUAACUUAAAUGGUUUUUUACAGGAGUUAAAGUACAUAAAUGCCUUUACAGCUUAAUCAUUUGGUCUUCUGUUUAGUGUUGUAUUUCAAUUGUGGAACCUCAUUUUAAGUGUGCAUUGUUUAAGAUUUAAUGCUUGCUUUUUUCUUUUUAUAGCUAAUAGUGAAAUCUGCAAACCAAAACGAACUUUUAAAUCUGGAAAGACAUUAAAGAUCAUAUGCACGUGGACUGUUGGAAGUAAAAUGAGAUCUGAUUUGCCUUUGCGCAGCUGUUGCUGAGGCGGAUAAGCACAUGAUUGGGAAGCCCCUUCUUGGCGGUGUUUCCAGUGGAAAAUCUGGUUCAGAGCCUGAUUAACCAUAAAAUUGGGAUAUGUGUAGUUCUGGAACAGCUUCCCGAAUGGGCCAAGUGGCUAGAUUUGGGAAGACAAAUUUUUGACGGGUAACAAAACCUUGUGUUACCUUAGGAAAUAUGCAUAUGAUCUUUAACAGUGACGAAAGGAAUAUAUAGAAGACUUAAAGCAGUUCAUGAAAAUGGACCUUUUAACGAUUCUUGUAGUACCUUGCGGAGUUCUGACAUGCAUUUUGUCUUGGUUUUUUAGGUGGAGAUGCUGCAGCAAAGCCAUCUUGCAGAGCAUUGUGUGCGAGCGGAGGGUGGUCUUCGUGAGAGGAAAUGACUAUUUUGUAAAGACUUUUAGUGUACGACACAACUGUGUCCAACUGUAUAUAGCGGCCGGCUAGUUUUCUUUUAUGGUUUUUACUUUCUUUUUGCCAUUCAUGUUAUGACACAACGUGGACGUGUGUUUAUACAAACUUUUAUUUGUAUAAUUUCAUGUUAAAGGAUUCUCUUAAUAAAUGCUUCCCGAAGUGAA
Molecule: messenger RNA, 2412 nt
Organism: Cygnus olor (mute swan)
Lineage: Eukaryota; Metazoa; Chordata; Aves; Anseriformes; Anatidae
Gene: HNRNPDL
Product: heterogeneous nuclear ribonucleoprotein D like
Exons: 9
Coding region: 117-1319 (400 amino acids)
Biological process (GO): regulation of gene expression
Cellular component (GO): nucleoplasm
Molecular function (GO): poly(A) binding; poly(G) binding
Source: RefSeq, a predicted model, not a curated record